GACAGGGUAGGAAAGAUGGUGUCGUACUUCCUGCUAGCUGCAGUCUUCGUCUAUGGCUAUCACGAAUCAACAGCGCAGAGCUUUCCCGUCCGCCUAACAAAUGGUCAAAACAACACUGGUCGGGUGGAAGUCUACCAUGACGGGCAAUGGGGCGGGGUCUGUGGCAUUUCGUGGGACUACAGGGAUGCUACGGUUGUUUGCAGGAUGUUUGGAUACACGAAAGGGACUGCAGUUAAACGAUAUGCCACACAGGAUUCUGCCUGGUAUGAAUGGUUUGGGAAUCAGACGGAACCGAGCCUUGUAUGGAUGAAUGGUGCACAGUGUAACGGCACAGAAAACAGUCUUUUAGAGUGCCCGUUUGGAGGAUUCGGCAACACUACCUGUCCUCAGUACUACGGCAGGGCCUAUGUUUUCUGUUAUGAUGAAGAUGGCAGCGACGUAGAAGUUCGGUUAGUGGGCGGUACAUAUGACGCCAGUGGACAUGUUGAGGUCCAUUACAGUAGUUACUGGGGAAGUGUAGCCUGGGACGGCUUUUACAGCAGCGAGGCUGAAGUUGUAUGCAGGAUGCUUGGAUACAGCCAUGGGAUAUCCUAUGGGGGUUCAACGAUAUCUUUCACUAAACUACCAAUAUGGAUGGACUACCUUGAUUGCAAUGGUAACGAGACAAAUAUCGCAAACUGUACCUUCGGGGGAUGGGGACAAAUAACAUCUUCUUUGGGGAUAGCAACUGCCCUUUGUUAUAACGAAUUAUUGGCCACUGACGAGCAGCAAGGAGUUCGCCUUAGGGAUGGCGUGUCGAAUUCCAUUGGGGCUGUAGAGAUUAUGUACGGCGGGGAGUGGAUGAUGGUGUGUGGGGAAAACUGGGGCAGUACUGAAGCCAAUAUUGUUUGUCAGAUGCUUGGAUACAGGAACGGAAGUGAACAAAUUUAUGCACGCUUCCCAUGGGAUUCUGUAGAGGACAUUAUACCGAAAGUACAUAUAAGCUGUACAGGAACGGAAUCGAGUAUCUACGAGUGUACAUUUAGCGACGUUCAAUCUUAUUGCAACUACCAGUAUGGCAGAGGCGGAGUUAACUGCUCGGAACCUAUAGCAUUGGCGGACAGCUCAGUUUCGCCUAUGACUCCGACAACAGAAACACCUUUCGCUUUACGCCUAGAAAACGGGCUGUACAACAACAGUGGCCGACUCGGAGUGUACCACAAUGGCCAAUGGGGCGGAGUCUGUGAAUAUGGAUGGAAUUACAACGAUGCAAAUGUUGCUUGCAGAAUGCUUGGAUAUACUAACGGGACUAUAACUAGUCAGCGUUAUACACUUGAUUCCGUCUGGUAUGAAUGGUUUGGUAAUGAGACUGACCCAGGCCUUAUAUGGAUGGGAAAUGUACAGUGUAUUGGUACGGAGACCAGCCUGGCAGACUGUCCGUUUGACGGAUGGGGAGUUAGCAACUGUUUUAAUUACAAGCAGCCUGCAUAUGUUUUCUGUUACAACGAAGAUACCUCACCAAUGGAAGUUCGAAUAGUGAACGGCAAAUCAGAUGGAUAUGGCCAUAUCGAAGUACAUUAUAGUAGUAUUUGGGGAGGUGUACCAUAUGACGGCUUUUACGGCAACGAGGCUGAAGUUGUAUGUAGGACGCUUGGUUACAGACACGGGAUUUCAUACGGCGGUUCAGAAAUAAAAUACAGCACAAUUCCACGAUGGAUGAAAAGACGGUGUACAGGCACAGAAACAAAUUUUGCCGACUGUCCAAUCGACGGCAGGGACCAGAUAUCGUAUGAUUUAGGCAUAGCUACUGCCCUUUGCUACAAUAAUACGCAAGGUUUGAACGAACAAGAAUCUCUGCACCUGGUCGACGUUGAUGUCAGAUCAUCUGGUGCCGUUGAGGUUGUGUAUGGAGACCAGCGUGUGACGGUGUGUGGUAGGAACUGGGGAGACACUGAAGCGAAAAUCGUAUGUCGGAUGCUUGGUUUCAGGAAUGGAACCGCUAAAUACUUCCAAAGAUACCAGUGGGAAUCACCAGAAGAUUUGACGUUGAAGAUACGUAUAAACUGUUCAGGGACAGAAUCGAGCAUCUAUGAAUGUACAUUCAGUAAUGUUUCUUCCUACUGUGACUACCGGUUUGGAAGAGGGGGUGUUUCCUGCUCGGAACCCAUAGGUAACUUAACAUAUAUCUGCAUCUUCCUACAUCUAGGUAUCAUUGUUAUAUCAUUUUAAACACUUACUACAGAACAUGAAAGCUUCUCCUGUUAAAAUCACAUUAACUUUGACUAUGGAAAAGCAAAAUAAAGCAAUAUUUACAAUUUUAACCUGACCUUGUCAGAGGAUGAUGGUUUUAACGUGCUGAAUUUUUAGCAAUAUAUCAAUGUUUCGCUAGAGUACUAUAUAUGUUCUCAUUUUAUUUCCUUUUUGUGCCAUAUACAUUUUAGUUUUGACAGGUCGAGAAACAUAUGGAUGACAUCCUGUUUUGGAUUUCCACUGUUAACAUUUCCUGGACACUUUUUUUUUUUUUUUUGACGGCCGAAGCAAUUUAACGUCAACAUGAAACAAGGAAACAAACAUCGACCUAAUUACAACAUGUCUGUGAUAUCUGAUGAGACAACAAUCUAAUUAAUAUUUUUCUUUUGCCGCAAAUCUGACAAUAUAAACAUGACGAUGACUGUAUAUGGUAUGUAACAGAUACACAUCAAUAUUUACAUUCUGACCGUAAAAACCAUGAACACAUCC
Pecten maximus is the source of this 2718-nucleotide messenger RNA. Its product is annotated as scavenger receptor cysteine-rich type 1 protein M160-like. The transcript is spliced from 13 exons. Gene Ontology annotation, cellular component: membrane. The record is from RefSeq and is a predicted model, not a curated record. Bases 16 to 2208 code for a protein of 730 amino acids. NCBI's taxonomy places the organism in Eukaryota, Metazoa, Mollusca, Bivalvia, Pectinida, Pectinidae.